Molecule: messenger RNA, 2339 nt
Organism: Phascolarctos cinereus (koala)
Lineage: Eukaryota; Metazoa; Chordata; Mammalia; Diprotodontia; Phascolarctidae
Gene: KCNG1
Product: potassium voltage-gated channel modifier subfamily G member 1
Biological process (GO): action potential; protein homooligomerization; potassium ion transmembrane transport
Cellular component (GO): membrane; voltage-gated potassium channel complex
Molecular function (GO): protein binding; delayed rectifier potassium channel activity
Source: RefSeq, a predicted model, not a curated record
CUAGGGAGCGGGUGGGUCUGCAUGCCUACGCGCAUCCCGCACUGCUGGGGAUGGGGGUGGGGGCAGCGGAAGAGGGUGGUGGUGAAGGAGCCCUGGGACGCUUGCCAGGAGCCCACGCAGGUGUGAGCACGUGCUGGGAGGGCUGAAGCAGCCCGGCAGUCCGAGCGUCAGGGCCCUGGGAGUAGGACAAGCUCUGGUCCCUAGGCGCUGCCCCCUCAAACACUCCCUCCCUCCCUCCUCUCCCAGCGUUCAGCACCCAGCCUCUUUUCCCCCUCCCUCUCCUCCUCCCUCCAACCCCCAAGCGUGCCUCCACGCCUGGAGCUGCGGCUCCCUCCCAGAGCAGUGCAGAGCCGAGCCCGGAGCAGAGCAGAACCAAGAGGGGUGAGGCUAGCGGGGCAGGGAAGGGGCACCGGCUGCCUCCCGGUGACCACGCCCGCCGUGGCUGGAGCCUCUCAGGGAAGAAGCUGAGAGCCCUCCUAUUCACCUCCUCCUUCUCCUGUGCCGAGCUUAAGCCGGGAAAGUUUUCCCGCGGAUUUUCAUUGCUGCUGAUGUUAAGUUACCAAAAUGACCCUCUUGCCUGGAGAAAACUCCGAUUAUGACUACAGUGCCCUGAGCUGCACUUCUGAUGCCUCCUUCAGUCAUCAGCAUGCAUUCUUUCCUCGGUCUGAGUCCCUCAAGGGUGUGUUUUACCGCAGAGCCAAGAGACUUCACCCCAAAGACAAUGUCCACCAAAGCAGUCAACCUGAAGACCGCAAGAGGCAGAUCAUCAUCAACGUGGGGGGGAUCAAGUACCUGCUGCCAUGGACUACCUUGGAUGAGUUUCCCCUGACUCGUCUGGGCCAGCUGAAAUCCUGCACCAACUUUGAUGACAUCCUCAACGUCUGCGAUGACUAUGAUGUGACCUGCAAUGAGUUCUUCUUCGACCGCAACCCUGGGGCCUUCCGGACAAUCUUGACUUUCCUCCGGGUGGGGAAGCUCCGGCUGCUCAGGGAGAUGUGUGCCCUUUCUUUUCAGGAGGAGCUUUUGUACUGGGGCAUCGAGGAGGACAACCUGGACUGGUGCUGCCGGCGGCGAUACUUGCAGAAGAUAGAGGAGUUCGCUGAGAUGAAUGAAAGGGAGGAUGACCUGCUGGAGAGUGAGAGCCCCGGGGAGAUGGCCGAGGAGACCGGGCUGGGCCAGUGCAUGAAGAGGCUGCAGGACAUGGUGGAGAGGCCUCAUUCGGGGCUGCCAGGGAAGGUGUUUGCCUGCCUGUCUGUGCUGUUUGUGACCAUCACCGCAGUGAAUCUGUCUAUCAGCACCAUGCCCAGCCUGAGGGAAGAGGAAGAACAAGGUGAAUGCUCCCAGAUGUGCUACAACAUCUUCAUUGUGGAGUCAGUGUGCGUGGGCUGGUUCUCCCUCGAGUUCCUGCUGAGGUUCAUCCAAGCACCCAGCAAGUUUGUCUUUCUCCGGAGCCCCCUGACUCUGAUCGACAUAAUCGCCAUCCUCCCUUAUUACAUUACUCUGGUGGUAGAUAGCACAUCUGUGGGCCAAAAAAAGCCUAGCUCUGGCAACAGCUACCUGGACAAGGUGGGCCUGGUGCUCCGCAUCCUGCGAGCCUUGAGGAUCUUGUAUGUCAUGAGGCUGGCGAGACACUCUCUGGGCCUGCAGACGCUUGGGCUCACGGCCCGACGGUGCACCCGGGAAUUUGGGCUCUUGCUGCUGUUCCUUUGUGUGGCCAUUGCCCUCUUUGCCCCAUUACUUUAUGUCAUUGAGAACGAGAUGGCUGAUAGCCAAGAAUUCAGCAGCAUUCCAGCCUGCUACUGGUGGGCUGUCAUAACCAUGACCACGGUGGGUUACGGUGACAUGGUGCCCAGGAGCACCCCCGGCCAAGUGGUGGCCCUGAGCAGCAUACUUAGCGGCAUCCUCCUUAUGGCGUUCCCUGUGACCUCCAUCUUCCACACAUUCUCCCGCUCCUACCUGGAGCUGAAGCAGGAACAGGAAAGGGUCAUGUACAGGAGGGCACAAUUCCUGAUCAAAACCAAAUCACAGUUAAGUAACAUGUCACAGAACAGCAAUGUUUUAUUUGGCAGCACCUCCUCAGAUACAAGAGACAACAACUGAAACGAGGCAACUCCAAACCACUUAAGUGGCCUCAGCAGUGAGGUCACCCCAGAGAUCACCCUGAUGUCUAUGACAGCUGAACAGUGGACACUGUCCCUGCAGAGACAAGAGAGAAAAGGAGGGUUACACGUGGAGUUUGGGCCAUUCCCCAACACAUAGCCAUGGAUGGGCCCCAUGUUUUGCCACAGUUAGUAGUUCAUAUCCAUCAAUAAAGAAAUGAGUUUUCUUCCUCUUUUUUA